This is a messenger RNA of Heteronotia binoei (common prickly gecko), 687 nucleotides long. Its product is annotated as cytochrome b-c1 complex subunit 6, mitochondrial. The transcript has 4 exons. Bases 9 to 452 code for a protein of 147 amino acids. Gene Ontology annotation, biological process: mitochondrial electron transport, ubiquinol to cytochrome c. NCBI's taxonomy places the organism in Eukaryota, Metazoa, Chordata, Lepidosauria, Squamata, Gekkonidae. The record is from RefSeq and is a predicted model, not a curated record.
CGCUUUAUAUGCUUCAUCCGUAUAUAAACAAGCGCGGGCAUAGUAGCCAUCUUAAGAAGGUCAAUUGGAACGUAACGCUAUUUAGCAAGAUUGCAGAGGGGGUGGGAUUUCCGGUGACCCUUGCACGUCCUUUGUGGCUACUGAGCCAAGGCUUAGGAAGACGGUCUGAGAUGGGGCUGGAUGACAAGAAAAAGGUGGCAUGCCGGGUUGUGGAGCCUGAGGAGCCUGAGGAGGAAGAAGAAGAGGAAGAACUUGUGGAUCCAUUAACUACUAUAAGGGAGCAAUGUGAGCAAACAGAAAAAUGUGUGAAGUUUCGAGAACGUUUAGAGGAGUGUGAUGCUCGAGUGUCAUCAAGGUCCCGCACAGAAGAGCAGUGUACAGAGGAGCUCUUUGACUUCUUGCAUGCUAGAGACCACUGUGUUGCUCACAAACUCUUCUGCAAGUUGAAAUAAAUGUUCAUACAAGCCUAACUCCUCCUGAGCAUGCUGCUUUACAUCUCUGGCUUGAGAAUGUGGAAACUGGCAUUUGUGACCAACACAACCAUCAAUUGUAACAUAGGAGUUGCAAUCCAGAUCCUCUAUGCUCUGUGGAAGAAACGUGGUUAGCAGUAUUUCUGUGACGUUCCAUAUUAAAUAUAUUUGUGAAAAUAUUACAGCAUAUUCUGCAAAUAAACAUAUACAGAAUUAA